This is a messenger RNA of Pongo pygmaeus (Bornean orangutan), 1267 nucleotides long. RefSeq names its product cyclin P (gene CCNP). NCBI's taxonomy places the organism in Eukaryota, Metazoa, Chordata, Mammalia, Primates, Hominidae. The record is from RefSeq and is a predicted model, not a curated record. The transcript has 7 exons. The coding region runs from base 47 to 802 and encodes 251 amino acids.
CAAGGGUCCUCGGUGCUUGGCCUCGCCCGCAACACCCUCCUGGAGGAUGCUGAGUCCCGCUGCCUCCCUCGAUGCAGAGCCUUCGAGCGCCCCAGUCCCCGACGGUUUCCCCGCGGGCCCCAGUGUCUCCCCAAGACGCCUGGCGAGGCCGCCGGGGCUGGAGGAGGCGCUGAGCGCGCUGGGGCUGCAGGGAGAACGCGAGUACGCCGGGGACAUCUUCGCCGAAGUCAUGGUGUGCCGCGUGCUGACCCGGAGAGCCCUGCCCCGCGCUGUGACCCCGGAGAUGCGCGCCCUGGUGGUAGACUGGCUGAUCCAGGUGCACGAGUACCUGGGUCUGGCUGGUGACACACUUUAUCUGGCGGUGCACCUGCUUGAUUCCUACCUGAGCGCUGGCCGCGUGCGCUUACAUCGCCUGCAGCUGCUGGGCGUGGCCUGCCUGUUUGUGGCGUGCAAAAUGGAAGAGUGCGUGCUUCCCGAGCCCGCCUUCCUCUGCCUCCUGAGCGCGGACUCCUUCUCGCGGGCGGAGCUGCUGCGCGCCGAGCGCCGCAUUCUGAGCCGCCUCGAUUUCCGGCUGCACCACCCGGGCCCGCUGCUGUGCCUCGGGCUGCUGGCGGCGCUGGCAGGGAGCAGCCCCCAGGUGAUGCUACUUGCCACCUACUUCCUGGAGCUGUCUUUGCUGGAGGCCGAGGCGGCGGGAUGGGAGCCGGGUCGUCGCGCGGCUGCGGCUCUCAGCCUGGCGCAUCGCUUGCUCGACGGGGGGGGCUCCAGGCCCCAGCCGGAACUUUACAGCCGCUCCCUGUAGGAAGAAUCGGGUGUCCACCUCUCCCCGGUGCUCGCCUAGUCACUCCAGUUGAAGAUGGGACGCGUGCCCGAUCUCAAGAGAGCCCCUGACCCGUCAGUGGGGACCCACAUCAGCGCUUCUUAGCCUCGAGUCUCCAGUUCCAAGGAUGGGUCAUCUCCAACCCCUUGCCCUGCCUCAGUUUCUCCAUCUCCCUGCUGCAGCCCCGAGGAACUGGGCACCCUCGAGCCGUGCAUGGCCCGCGCUGCGCUCCAAGGUCCCGCGCCGGGUCGCGCCGCAGUCUUCCUCAAGUACGCGCGGCCCCAGCGCCAGGGCACCAGCCUUGCCGCCGCCUGCCUGCUCCGCCGCCUCCAGUCUGAGCCUCCCUGAGCACUGAGACUCAGUCACAAAAAAAUCAACAACAAAGAACAAAACCCUCCCAGUGUGUGUCCGUCUCUCAUCUCAAUAAAAGAAUUUAUUUUAUUCUGA